Messenger RNA from Orbicella faveolata, 2895 nucleotides. RefSeq names its product protein ELYS-like. Gene Ontology annotation, molecular function: protein binding. NCBI's taxonomy places the organism in Eukaryota, Metazoa, Cnidaria, Anthozoa, Scleractinia, Merulinidae. The record is from RefSeq and is a predicted model, not a curated record.
UCUUGGUAAACUUUCUUCAAGAAGAAACCUUCCCAUAUUCCAAAGAACUACUUGUGAUGCACUACCUUCAAAAAGGACGUUAUGUAGAAGGAAUCAGGUUAAAUGAACUCCUUAAAAAGGAUAAAAAGAGUCAGCAAGAUGAGCAAGCUAAAGUCAGAAACGCAUUGGUUGAUGGAUAUAUUAGAUGUUUGCCAAGAGUUCAACGCAAACUUGUCUUUGGACCUGACAAGCCUCUUUCCCGGCAACCCAUAACCUUAACUGAAGUGCCUCGGCCCAAACCACUAUCGACUGUUGUACACAGAGUGGAUAAGGGGAAUCCGGUAUCUCGUGCUGUCAUCUUGAGCUCAACUAUGGACAAAGUGGAAGAAUUAAGAUCUGUGGAACAGUCUGAGCCCCAGCAAGAAGCUGAAGCUUUUGUUUGUACUCCAGUCACACCAAGAAUAAAAAGUAAAUUAAGUGAUUCCAACAAGGUGGGAGUUGUGUUUGCAUCAGUUACUAAACGGCCUUCAGAAGAUGUAGUGGUGAGUAAGCAGUCUCCAGUGACAGAGAAGAGAACCUCCCCCAGGACAGUUACCUCACCAACAUUUCUGGACAAGAGAAGCAGGCGGCAGUUUUUCUCUGGUGCUGAAGCUCUCUCUUUGUUAGCAACGCCUCCUGUGGUCAAAGUAAAGCCGAUGGCUGGUGGAUCAUCAGUGACAAAACCUGAGGCAGUUAACAUUGCUACACCACAGUCAAUAUUAAAGAUUACAAGAGUGCUACGUCGCAGCUCGCCCCAACCCUCUCCCACGUCCUCUCCCCCAACGACCAGGCGUGGCUCCUCAGACCAGUUAUCUAAGUCCAUUGAGACUCGUGCAAGUGACAGUGCUUCUCAAAGGGAAGAGUUAACUCCAGGCAGACGUAUAAGGUUUGCUAGUGAGAAUGUAUCAUCGUCUCCCUCCACAAGUCCCAUUAAACAACUUGAUGUCUCGACACCUGUCUUCCAAGAAGAAACAGUUGACUCUCCCGCGCCAAGUAACAUAAGUGGAGGGACAGAUGGCAUGGAAGUCAGUGCUGAGCCCAUGACCCGGCAACAUACUUCACAAAUUCUAACUGACCUUCAGGCGGAAGUACAAGCAGAAGCCACUAUUGUUACGCACCAUGAAGAGGAAGAGGUCGAUGACCAGGGGGAAGCUGAACUUCAGAUAACUGCUGCUGUUAUGGACUUGACAGGCGACAGUGAUAUUGAGGAAGCGGAACCUCACGACGAAGACUACAAUAGUUACGAGCUGGAUGACAGUGAUGCAGUACUUGAUGCAGAAAGCGAUGAUGAAAGCGCUGGUGAUUCAUCUGUUCAGCCACAGAUAUCAUCCGUUACCGUACACCAGACUGCAGACACUUCAGCACAAUUAUUUCCCGUCAGUGAGCAGCCGUCUUCGCCAGAAAAGACGAUCAGUAGUCUUGUUGAUACGAAAGAGUCACCGUACACUACCCUGGAACCAGUCCCUGAUAACAGUGCAACCUUACCUGCCAGGAGUCCUAUUAGAAGUCCCGAGAAACAGCCUUCGCCACCAGAUGCACCUUCACUAGUAUUCUCUCAAAAACAAUCCCUAAGUGUUGAACAGGAAAGAAUUUCUGAGGUGUCGCAUCACACACCACUGGAAGCAAACCAGUUAUACACGUUUUCCCCACCAGCGGUCCUUCAACCACCGGGGACACAUGGGGAAUCUAACACGACGACAUCACAAGUGCCGACCACACCCUCAUUGGAGUACUUCUUCUCGCCACCCUUGACGCGCUCCAUGGCGAGACGAAGGUCUUCUGGAAUGACCCCGACAGAUACUUACGGAAGCAGAGAAGGGUUCAGGAAACCUACUCCGCACCAGUCUCCCUCCAACAGUCCGAUAUCGUUUGUCUCUCCAGUACCUCAGCCGGGCUCUUCGCCGCGCAGUUCUCGAAAGAAAGUUGUACGUUUACCCAUGCAUUCCAUGACUCUACGAGCCAGGAAGUGUCCGGGACGACCAACACGAGCUGCUAAAUUACCUCACACUAAAUUGUAAAGCUGUUACUGGGUCACAGAUGUUCUUUUGUGCUGCGACUAAACCAGAGAAAAAGUAGCCAUUGAACCAUCGUUCUCUUUCAAGCUUUAUUACUGAAUGCUUCGUUACUGUCAUAUUUUUGACGUUUUACAGUUCUCGUUUCUUAGUGAAGUAUUGUGAAAUAUUAUAUGAUAGUUUCUACCAUUAGCGGCAUGUGUUGCAACUUCAUGUUCAGCUAGAAGUUGUUUGUUUUGUAUAGAGCGGUUUUCACGCGAGUGUCGAAAAGUAAUUGGUUUUGUAUUACAACGCUACAUGACUGGCUUAAAAACCUCACGCCACUUCUUCAUCCAAUCAGAAGCAAAACCAAAACCAAUCGCAAAUCGCUCGCACACGUUUUCCCGCGCUUGGCAUCAGCUUCAUGUCUUUACUAUGAGUUUUGAUUGGUUUGUUGGAUUGUCUGUGUUCUUCGUGAUUGGCUAGAAUGACUACUUUGGAUUUAGUUGUACAACACUCAAUUGAAAACCACUCUAACGUGGCAUCUGAUGACAGCAAUAAGUGUUACCCUGCGUUGGUUUGAGAAUCAGUCACAUUGUAAUCAUGCUUGCUUGCACAGUACUGGGGACUGUUGUAUGUAAACACUUGUUAGAAGGCGCCAGCCUCUUAUAGUGAUAAAUAUUUUAAAAAAGCUUUGCGACAUGAGUUUGCGCUUGUUUCCCUUGCUGGAACAUCCUCUGCGGCAACCUUUUCCCGGGAUUUUUCGCUCUACUUCAAGAACGGAAAUAAGAGAGGGCCCUGGGAACGAGAUUUGUCUCUUGAGAUUUGGUAGGAUCCGCUGCAUUGUAACGCUUCUAAUAAAGUAAUGGUUCGGUUUCUCUCAUGA